UGGACUUUCGCAGCUUCCUCUAGGCUUUUUCCUUGGUGGGGGCCCAGCGGCAGAGAGCCCAGUAGCAGGACCAGACUGAAACUUGGGUGUUUUAGUGCGGAUGCGGUGCCUUGAAAAUGGGGUAGGGGCGAGUGUGGGCGUGGUGACGCACUACUUUAAUCCUAGCAGACGGGAAAAAAGAGGCAGGUAGAUCUCUGAGUUCGAGACCCUGGUCUUAUGGGACCCUGUCUCAAAAAAAAAGUGUGUGUAUAAGUGUGUGAUGUUUAUCAGUGAGGAGAGCUCUGGUGUUCUGCUGGCCGACGCAGGCUGGCGAUCUAAGACUUUUCUUUGGAACAGAGUAUGGCACUUUGGGGUUUUGAUUCACUGGUUAAUCUCCAAGCCUUUGAGUCUGUGUUUUACUUCCGGAUCCCGCACUUACGACACCGGAAGCCGGAAGUGGAGUUUUCCACUGCAGAGAAGGGAAGGGUGACCGCCUGACUAGGACUUUCUAGGAGCUCCGGUUCUGUCGGAGCGGUCGGAUCCCUCUGCUCCUGCCCUCUUCACUUCUGGCCGACUCUGCUGACAGGUGUGGUCCUCUUCUCCAAAGACAGGGCUCCAUCGGUGGCUGUUUCGUAGCUUCCGAGACUCCAGAGGUCCACACCCUUCCCCCCACCUUAGGCCCAGUUUGUUCUGCCGCAAGCUUCUAAUUAUUCGCUACCCAGAUUAUUUAGGCUAGUCGGAUUGAAUCUGCCCUUCCCUUCACUGCAGCUGUCGCCUAAGGGCUUGGCCCCUAGUGCUAGAACUCUUUAGGUAGCAGACAUUUUCUGUUGAUCAAACUGUUUCUGAAACACGUUUUGCACUGUAGGCCAGGUAGACCUCGAACUCAAAGUUCUGCCUCAGCCUUUCGAGUGCUAGAGCAACAGGUGUUCGCCAUCAGGCUAGGCUGUUUAUCAAACUUGAGUGCAUUUGAAGUCUUUAAAAAGUUUUCACGUGUACCUUCACAACUAAAGGUCUUACCUUCUGCACCUCAGUUUACUUUGCAAAUGAUUCAUAGUAAUCUGUUUGCCUGUCCUCAUAACAUUUAUCUGACCUGAGAAGGAAUGUGUUGUCUUGGCAUUUCCUAGGAAAAAGGAAGGACCAGAGAGGGCAAGGGAGAAUAGUUGGUGGAGAGGAAGGAAGGGAGUAUAGGUGGUAUAGGAUCUUGUAGGCUGUUGUAUGGACUUUGCUUUUUAACACUAGGAGAAAUGGAAACUCUGAAAGAGUUCAUGGUAGAGAAGAGAAGUAGUUUGAGUUAUUUUUGAGGUAAUUGGCCCCAGUGGGGCCAAUUAACUGCAAAGGGCCAUUGAAAAGGCAAAGCAUGGUGACCCGUAAAGAGAUUAUUGCAGUAAUGCAGGUGAAAGAUGAUAGCGCUGUCAGCCUUGAAUUACUGAAAAAAUUUAAAAUGUACAAAAGUAGAAAUAAUAAUAUAGUAAAUUCCAUGUACACAUUUCUUAGCUGUGACUAUCAGCUCAUAGUUAACUUUAAUCCACACCCCAUUACAAUCCUUUACCAUGAUUAUUUUCUUUUCUACAGAAGAUGUUAUUUUAUGUGUAUAGGUGCUUUGCUAUGCUUUCCUAGUGCCCAAGGGAGUCAGAAGAAGGUUUCAGAUCCCCUUGGAUUGGAGUUACAGAUGUUUGUGAGCCACAUCUGCAACAACAAGUGCUCUUAAUCCCUGAACCAUUAUCUCUCUUGCUCCACCCAUUGCGAUUUUCAAUAACAGCUUUCUUGAGACAUAAUUGGCAUGCUACAAAAAUUACUAUUUGUGUGUGUGCCCCCCACAUGCAUGCAUGAUGUAUGAUUUGUACAGGGAGCACAGGUGCCAUGGCUAGAAUGUGUAGAGCUCAGAGGACAACAUUGAGUCAGCUAUCUUCUUUCCACCUUUAUAUGUUCUCAUGUCUCCAGGCUUGCAUAGCAAGGGCCUUUAUCCACUGAGCUGUCUCCCUUGCCCAUACUUCAAUAUUUUUUUAAACAGUCUCUUCUAGAUCCCUUCCCUUUGAGUUUCUAAUCCCCUGGAGCUGGAGUUACAAAAGGUUGUGAGUUGCCCAACAUGGGUGCUGGGAACUGAACUUGGGCUCUCUGGAAGAGCACUGAGUGCUCCUAAUAGCUGAGACAUCUCUCCAACUUCUUUUAAGACUUCUAGACAUCCAAGUAGUUUUAUAAAUAUCUGGAAUUUAGGAAUGAGAACUGUUUGGGAUAUUAUCAACAUUAAGAUUUGGGUUAAAAGCCAUGAGACCGGAUGGAAUUACUGCAGGGGUGAAUGCAGUUAAGAAAGAAGUCCCAAAGUUCCUCAACGUGAAGAAGUGGGGACUCAGGAAAAGGGCCUGAGCAGCAUCAGCCUUUGAGGGAGUGAGUCACCAGCAGAGAAGGCUUUUCUGGAACCUGAAGGAAGAAAACACUGUCCUGUUGGAUGAACAAGCACCCCUGGAAGAACCAGCUGAGUGAGAUGGUGCAGCCCAGUGGUGGCCCAGCAGAGGACCAGGACAUGCUGGGUGAAGAAUCUUCUCUGGGGAAGCCUGCAAUGCUACAUCUGCCUUCAGAGCAGGGUACUCCUGAGACCCUCCAGCGCUGCCUGGAAGAGAAUCAAGAGCUCCGAGACGCUAUCCGGCAGAGCAAUCAGAUGCUGAGGGAACGCUGUGAGGAGCUGCUGCAUUUCCAGGUCAGCCAGCGGGAGGAGAAGGAGUUCCUUAUGUGCAAAUUCCAGGAAGCCCGGAAGCUGGUGGAGAGACUGAGCUUGGAGAAGCUUGAUCUUCGGAGUCAGAGGGAACAGGCCUUAAAGGAGUUGGAGCAACUGAAGAAAUGCCAACAGCAGAUGGCUGAGGACAAGGCCUCUGUGAAAGCUCAGGUGACAUCAUUGCUCGGAGAACUCCAGGAGAGCCAGAGCCGUUUGGAGGCUGCCACCAAGGAUCGGCAAGCUUUAGAGGGAAGGAUUCGAGCAGUUAGUGAGCAGGUCAGACAGCUGGAGAGUGAGCGGGAGGUGCUACAGCAGCAGCACAGCGUCCAGGUGGACCAGCUGCGUAUGCAGAACCAGAGCGUGGAGGCUGCCUUGCGAAUGGAGCGGCAGGCUGCUUCAGAGGAGAAGCGGAAGCUGGCUCAGUUGCAGGCAGCCUAUCACCAGCUCUUCCAAGACUACGACAGCCACAUUAAGAGCAGCAAGGGCAUGCAGCUGGAAGAUCUGAGGCAACAGCUCCAGCAAGCUGAGGAGGCCCUGGUAGCCAAACAGGAAUUGAUUGAUAAGCUGAAAGAGGAGGCUGAGCAGCACAAGAUUGUGAUGGAGACUGUGCCAGUCUUGAAGGCCCAGGCGGAUAUCUACAAGGCUGACUUCCAAGCUGAGAGGCAUGCCCGGGAGAAGCUGGUGGAGAAGAAGGAGUAUUUGCAGGAGCAGCUGGAGCAGCUGCAGCGCGAGUUCAACAAGCUGAAAGUUGGCUGCCAUGAGUCAGCCAGGAUUGAGGAUAUGAGGAAGCGGCAUGUAGAGACUCCCCAGCCUCCUUUACUCCCUGCUCCAGCUCACCACUCCUUUCAUUUGGCCUUGUCCAACCAGCGGAGGAGCCCUCCUGAAGAACCUCCUGACUUCUGUUGUCCGAAGUGCCAGUAUCAGGCUCCUGAUAUGGACACUCUACAGAUACAUGUCAUGGAGUGCAUAGAGUAGGAGCAGCAGAUGCAAGGCCACUUGCAGUACUAUGUCCUGAUCUGUGUGACUUGUGCUUUCCUGUUUUACCUGCAUAGUCCACACUUAAGGGCUUGCUUUAGCCCUUUGGUCCCCCAUUUAGGGUAGACAGCCCCAUUCAGGGCUUUUUUUUUUCUGUGUGCCUGAUCCAGUUUGCCUCUGGUGGCUUCUUCCCUCUUCUCCCAUAGUCCUAGGGAGUCUAGAAUGGAGGCCAGGGGCUCUUAGGGAGCAUCCCUUCUCCAAGCAGGUCUGGGUACAGCUUUUCUUCUCUCCAACUGGUACCUUUCUUGCCGGUGAACUGCAGGCUCUCCUCCCAGGGCAUGUGGCACUUGGGUCUAUAACAUGUGUUACCUCUGGUAGACAUGUGGAAAGUAUUCUGUCCUUUUGUUACUGUAAUUAAUGGUGUAGUGAAAGUACUUGUACACUGAUCUGUGUGUACCUUUAGGACAGAUGCUUAGAUGUGACAUUGGAUCCUUGCCCUGGAGGAGGUGGGCAGACCUUUGGAUUUUUGCCAUCUCUAAGAUAUACCAUUCUUUACUAAAGAAUUUGCUUAAGUGUCUUUUUCUGGGGCAUGUGGGCCCUUUUUAAUUCCUCUGAUGUAACUUGGAUUUUCAUAAUUCCUACCCAUUUUUCUGUUGGGACAUUGCCAUUUGUUCUUGGGCUUUGUAGAGCUUUUUGAUUAUCAGUCAGGUUGGUUUUGACUAUUACAGAAGUGCACCCCUUGUUCCACAUUGAUUGUUAGUGUUUUGGGGCCUAGAAGCUGUUUUAUACUCCUACUUACCCAUUCUUUACUCCUAGUUUUUUGACUUUGGAAUUAUGACUGCUUUGUCAACAGAAAGGUAUUUCACAUGUAUGCUUUCCUUUUUCUAGCCCCAGUGUGCUCUUGUUUUUGCCAAGCACAUUGUUACCUUCUGUGAAUGGUGGUGGCCAUAGUUCAUCACACUCCUGGAGUUUGUGAUCACAUGUUCUUCACCAGCCAAAAUGUCCUAGGGAACCAUUUAGCAGUGACUGACUGAUCACAGAAAAGGGAACACUUCACUUGUUUUGCAAGGUUCUAGACAUUUUGUGGGACCUUACCGUCAUUGGUAUUAGACCUGCAGUUCUAGUAAAGGAAAGGAAGUUGUAGUUGAGAAAGCAAUAAAUAUGCCUUGCUCAUUCCUUAGGUCUAAAUCCUUCCUGCCCUCCUGUAAGCUUUCAUGGUUCUGAGUGGUAUCUGUGAAUCCAUCCCGGGGGCUUUUAUUUACAUGGUUUCUUUCCCAUUAAGAGUGAGAAGGCUAAGUAGAAUUCAGAUUAUAAAAAAGGAUUUAAAAAGUAAUCCUGAGCUGGGGGCUUUCUCGGAAUUUUCAGGGGAUGCAGAGUAAGUUUUCCAUUUCCUAAUUCCCAGGUAUCUAUCAGAAAGAUCUUUAGGAAAAUGUUAAAGGAACAAACAAGUUCUUUGCUUAUGUGUUUUCAUUUAAAUACCUAAUCUAUAAUUUUCCUUUAGGAAUACUAUUGGUUUAGGUUGAGUCCAGUUUUGUGGUGGUAUAUAUCACUUUUCUAUAGCUGCUUUAAAAUUUUUCCUAAACUUGGAAGAGCAAGAACAACAACAACAACAACAACAACAACAAAUCACUCUUUCCUGUCUGGAAGCCACAUAUUAAGUUUUUUCUGGAGGCUGUGAGAAUCAAUUCCAGGCAUUCUCUUAACUUUCAGUGGUUUGUGGUAGUCCUUGGUGUUGCUUGGCUCAUAGACCCAUCACUCCAGUUUCUGGUUCUAGGGCCUUGUGGUUUCUUCCUCUCUUCUGUCUCAUAAGGAAACCAUGUUGUGCAUGUGGGGUCUAUUUGAUUAGAUUAAGGAGGAUCUCCAGUUCAAGACCCUUAACUCAUUCCACCUACCAAGAUCCUUUCCCCAAAUAAAGUCUUGUUCUCACAUUAUGGGGGUUUGGGCUUAUAUAACCCGGAGUAUGGAUAUCAUCAGAACCUGAGUAAAUGCAGCCCAAAGGCAGGGCCUUUAAAGCCUUGUAAUUCUGCUAGAGAGACCUGGUCUCUAGGGUGAUGACCAGUAGUCUUCAGAGUUUGAAGGCAGACCCUUGUCAGUGCUUGAUGCUGUUAGUAGGGUCAGUGGGAAUGAUUGGGAAAGGCAGGUUGGCUAUAGUAGGAGAGAGCUGUUGGGCUGCCUGCAGUGGCUGCAUGAGCUUCACGCUUCUUGGAUAAACAGAGAUGCAUAGGUGCAUUUCUGACCAGUACUUUAUCCUGAAAGGGUCCCAGAAAGCAGGUGUGACCCAGGUUACACAGUAGGAAGCUUGAAAACAUGGGCUUCAUGCACUGGUCAAGACAAAUCUGAGGGUGGCACAAGGUAAUGGUUGGGACCUAGUACCCUUCUAGAAGGUGGGAGCCCUUGCCACCGACUUACCCUGCAGUAUGGUGUAUGAUUAACCGUACAUCAAAGAUUUGAGAUUCUACCAUCUUUUUGACAUGAGACAUGCUCUUUUCUUUUGCAGAAUUACUUAAGCUAGAACUGGAAAAAGUGGUCGUUCCAUUCCCCUCAGGAAUUAGUCUACUUGCUUUUGCACAAAUUUUAUGUGGCCUCUGGCAGACAACUUUUAGAUCCAUACAGCUAGAAGCAUGCCCUUUCCAGAAGACCUGUUCUGGAAUAGAUAGUGCUUCUUAUGUAUGCUCUCUUCCUGUUGGCCCAUGCCCAAGAGAAAACCAGAGAGCCAGUAAGACAGUACAGAGUGCUUCACCUACUGAAGUAAUAAACGAUAAGGCAGAUUGUAGGUAGGAAUGAUAUCUAAAAAGGAACAAUUGCAGCCCUGUGUGUGACACCCUCAGGCAAGGUAAGGCCUACCUUUUAGUGUUUCCCCUUUCAAGGUGGGAGUUUGGAGAGAUGAACAAGCACUUUGGAAGCAUCCCCAGCCCUCUUUACCUGACAACAGUUUGGUCCUCACAGUGACUGCUUCAUUGGAGUGCCUCUCCAGUGUUAUGGCACCAUCAUCUGUUACCACCCAAGGCUGUGAUGAAAUAAGAUACAACAUAUCCGAUGACACAGGCCUGCAUGGCUAGCAUCUUGAACAUUUUAUUACAUGAACAUUCUCUGUACGAUGGUAUAAAAAGGCCCGAGGAUUAAAUUAUGUAUAAAAUAUGAAAUAAAGAAGUAAGACUUUCAAGCAUGCACUCUGUCCUCCCUUGUUGGAUGUAGGGGUAGGAUUGCCAGUAACAAAGGUUUUCUUUGCUAUUUCUAUCUCUUUAAUUCCCCUGUAUUACAUAGGAAGUAGCUGUUACACACAGCUCUGAGGUUUCUUCUGCCUAUGGCUGAGGAAAGCUCAUUAUUGACACAACAGAGUGGUGAAAGGGGCCAAGUCAACUAAUUUGGGGCUUGAAUUUCCUGUGGUUGCAGCAACAAAGUACCACACGUUAGGGAGCUUAGGCAACAGAUUUCCUCUCCCUGUUAAGGAUGGCAGGCAUCUGAGAAGUGGGUUCCUCAUAAGGGAUAACCCAUUCCAGUGCCCCUCUCCAGUGUGUGGCAGGUCCCAGAAAUUCUUAGUUUUCUCUAGUUGUACCUGCAUCUCUGCCUCUGCCACUUUUGUCACAUGGCCAUCUUGUGUUUCCUUUUUAUAAGCACACCAGUGUUGUAUACAGGUGGGUAUUUGGAAACAUGGAAGCAUUUUGUUCAGUAUCUAGUGACAGUGAUGGAAAGAGAUGAUUUGCAGAGAAGGUCAGAGCAGCAUGAGGGUCUUAGGUAUGGAGCUGCAGCCAACAUUAUGGACAUGGAAGAGAGGGAUUGCUGGACUUUUGGUUUCCUGCCUGGGUACCUGGACAAUCUAUCUACCAUUGGGAGGACUAGGUAACAGUGGAAGUUAGUUAUGAGAGAAGUUGUUUGAUGUUCAAUUCUGAUCUAGCCAGGCUCAGUGUGAGAUGUCCUGGGUCCCUUCAUCUUGCCUUGACUGUUAGGUGCAGUUUCAUAUUGAAACUGCAGGCUCUUUUUUAUCCAUUGCUACUGGCAACCAGUGUGAUCUGGUAAAUCUGUUUCCACUUUGCUUAGUGCUCUCCACUGAUUUUCUGUUACUUGAGACCUAAACUCCAUCUUCAGCCUUGUGUUGAUCUAAUGUCAUGUCAACUUCUCUAAAAGCUCAGCCAAUUCUACACUGGCCUUCUAUUCCUUUCCUCAAACCACUUAGCACUUUUUUUUUUUAAAUUUUUUUAGAUUUAUUUAUUUAUUUAUUAUAUGUAAGUACACUGUAGUUGUCUUCAGACACUCCAGAAAAGGAGUCAGAUCUUGUUACGGAUGGUUGUGAGCCACCAUGUGGUUGCUGGGAUUUGAACUCCAGACCUUUGGAAGAGCAGUAGGGUGCUCUUACCCACUGAGCCAUCUCACCAGCCCAGCACUUCUGUUUCUUAAGGCUGUUGCUCCUGUUGUCUCCUUUGCUGAGAAAGUUCUGUUCCCUAAUUUGUACUGUUGACUACUUUUUGUCAUCCAUAUAAGUGUAAACAAAAGUUCUUUCAUCUGAUCUCUUCAUCCUAAAUCAUACUACCCUGUUUUAACUCACAUUACUACCACUGACCUUUUCUAGUGUUUUUUUCUUUUCUACCACUAGAGGGAGACAGAAGCCGUAUCAAUUUAGUCGUAUACUCAACACAGGGAAACUGCAUUUACUGAUGGCUGAGCUUGUCUGAGACGAUAUCAGGAUUCCCCUGCCAAUAUCUUCAUGGACGUCACUUGUCACCAUAAUUGGUGACUUAUAGAAGUUAUUAAUGUACUAGAAAUUAUAGUACAGAAAUCUUAUUUUAGGACUAUAGUACCAAUAGCCUUUUUUUGUGGUGCUGGGGAUAGAACCCAGGGUCUUUCACAUGUAAGCAUUCAUACCAUCACUGAGCUACAAUCCCUGGUUAUCAGCUUCUCACUUUAUUUACCUUCCCCUGACUUUGACAGCCCUGUCUAGUUUGGAACUUAUUAUGUAAUCCACGAUGGCCUUGAAUUUACAGCCAUCCUCAGCCUCUCCAGUGCUAGGAUUAUAAAUAUAUCUGACUAGCUUAUUUUUUUCAUUUUGUUCAGGUUUUUAAUGAGUGUCUUGGUUUCAGAUAUGAAAAACAGAAUUUGGAAGAAAGCCAGUUGGGCCAGUCUGUGGUAGAGCAUGCACUCAAAGUUGAAGCAAGAUGUUAAUGAGUUCUAGGCUGGCUUAGGCUUCAUAGCAAGAUCCUAUCUCAUAAAACAAAAAGUUAACUGGUGAUUCCCUGGAGGUGAGAGGGGUGAGGAGAGAGUGAUAGUUAAUGAAUACAAAGUUCUUUGAGGGAAAAUGAGAAUAUUCUGAAAUUGGCUAUGGCGAUACUCAUACAUUUGUGAAUGUGCAAGGAACACUUCAGAUGAAUGACUUUUGUUGUAUAUGGAUUAGGUUGCAAUAAAACUGGCAUUUAAAAUGUUA
This is a messenger RNA of Mus musculus (house mouse), 9080 nucleotides long. It is a transcript of the gene Ikbkg, whose product is annotated as inhibitor of kappaB kinase gamma. The transcript has 10 exons. Gene Ontology annotation, biological process: canonical NF-kappaB signal transduction; defense response to bacterium; protein-containing complex assembly. Gene Ontology annotation, molecular function: signaling adaptor activity; linear polyubiquitin binding; protein heterodimerization activity. NCBI's taxonomy places the organism in Eukaryota, Metazoa, Chordata, Mammalia, Rodentia, Muridae. Bases 2426 to 3664 code for a protein of 412 amino acids. The record is from RefSeq and is a predicted model, not a curated record. Gene Ontology annotation, cellular component: spindle pole; protein-containing complex; IkappaB kinase complex.